GAACCAAGUCAGAGCUGGAGUCGGCUGGGCGGCUAGGAACGGUGGCUGCUACCGUGGGUGACUCAGGGAGGCGGGAGGCGGGGGAGGAGCCCUUCCUGCCGGCGUGGAAACCAUGGUGCUCACGCUCGGAGAAAGUUGGCCGGUAUUGGUGGGGAAGCGAUUCCUCAGUCUGUCCGCGGCCGACGGCAGCGACGGCGGCCACGACAGCUGGGACGUGGAGCGCGUCGCGGAAUGGCCCUGGUUGUCCGGGACCAUUCGGGCUGUUUCACACACCGACGUUACCAAGAAGGAUCUGAAGGUGUGUGUGGAGUUUGAUGGGGAAUCUUGGAGGAAGAGAAGAUGGAUAGAAGUCUAUAGCCAUUUAAGGAGAGCAUUUUUAGUAGAACAUAAUUUGGUCUUGGCUGAGCGAAAGUCGCCUGAAAUUUCUGAACGAAUUACUCAGUGGCCUGCAAUAAUGUAUAAAUCUCUGUUGGACAAAGCUGGUUUGGGAUCCAUAACUUCUGUUCGCUUCCUAGGAGAUCAGCAAAGUGUAUUUCUUUCCAAAGACCUUUUAAAGCCUAUACAGGAUGUAAAUAGUCUUCGGCUUUCCCUUACUGAUAAUCAGAUCAUCAGUAAAGAAUUCCAGGCUUUGAUUGUAAAACAUUUAGAUGAAAGCCACCUUCUACAAGGUGAUAAGAACUUGGUUGGUUCAGAAGUAAAAAUCUAUAGCUUGGAUCCAUCUACUCAGUGGUUUUCAGCAACUGUUGUAAAUGGCAACCCAGCAUCUAAAACUCUUCAAGUCAACUGUGAGGAGAUUCCAGCACUGAAAAUUGUUGAUCCAGCACUGAUUCAUGUUGAAGUUGUUCAUGAUAACUUUGUGUCAUGUGGUAAUUCUACAAGGAUUGGAGGUGUCAAACGCAAGUCUUCUGAGAAUAAUGGAACCUUGGUUUCCAAACAAGUAAAGUCUUGCUCUGAGGCCUCUCCUAAUGUGUGUCCUGUACAGUCUGUGCCUACACCAGUGUUUAAGGAGAUCCUGCUUGGCUGCACUGCAGCAACUCCACCUAGUAAGGACCCAAGGCAGCACAGCACUCCCCAGGCUGCCAACUCACCUCCUAACCUAGGAGCAAAAAUUCCUCAAGGAUGUCAUAAGCAGAGUUUACCAGGAGAACUUUCUUCGUGUCUCAAUACAAAGCCCGAGAUACUGAGAACAAAACCAGAUGUCAUCUGCAAAUCAGGAUUGCUCUCUUCAAAGUCUUCUCAGGUUGAAACUGCAGAGCCGAAAAUUCUGAGUGAGCCCAAAGGUAGCUUUAUUCAGCCUAAGACAAACUCUGAUUGGGAGAACAGAUUGGAAUCUCUUCCACGUCCAUUGACUGGCCUUCCUAAGGAAUGCUUACCUCCAAAGGCUUCUUCUAAAGCUGAGUUGGAAAUUGCCAGUACUCCCGAACUUCAGAAGCACCUACAACAUGCACCUUCCACAUCAGAUGGCCUUUCAAAUAAGCCAGAAUUGAAAGCAGGUGUUAAGAGUGAUGGCCCUAAUUGCUGUGCAGAAAAAAAGAUAGUACCUUCAACUUUAGGUUGCCGGUCACAAAACUUAAAGGAAACAUCAGUAAAAGUAGAAAAUGAAAGCUGUUGUACAAGAAGUAACAAUAAAUUUCAGAAUGCCCCAGCCAGGAAGUCAGUUUUGACAGACCCUGAUAAACUCAAGAAACUGCAGCAGAGCGGAGAGGCCUUUGUUCAGGAUGACUCCUGCGUGAACAUUGUGGCCCAGCUGCCUAAGUGUCGGGAGUGUCGCUUGGACAGUCUGCGCAAGGAUAAGGAGCAGCAGAAGGACUCGCCUGUGUUCUGUCGCUUCUUUCAUUUCAGGAGAUUGCAAUUCAACAAGCAUGGUGUGUUGCGGGUAGAAGGCUUCUUAACACCAAACAAAUAUGAUAGUGAAGCAAUUGGCUUGUGGCUGCCUUUGACCAAAAAUGUUGUGGGAACUGACUUGGACACAGCAAAGUAUAUCCUGGCCAACAUUGGAGACCACUUCUGUCAAAUGGUGAUUUCUGAAAAGGAAGCUAUGUCAACUAUUGAGCCACACAGACAGGUUGCCUGGAAACGAGCUGUCAAAGGUGUUCGAGAAAUGUGUGAUGUCUGUGACACCACCAUCUUCAACCUGCAUUGGGUGUGUCCUCGGUGUGGAUUUGGGGUGUGUGUGGAUUGCUACCGGAUGAAAAGAAAGAAUUGCCAACAAGGUGCCACCUACAAGACUUUCUCUUGGCUAAGAUGUGUGAAGAGUCAGAUCCAUGAACCUGAGAAUCUGAUGCCCACACAGAUCAUUCCUGGCAAAGCCCUCUAUGAUGUUGGAGACAUUGUUCAUUCUAUCAGAGCAAAAUGGGGAAUAAAGGCAAACUGUCCCUGUUCAAACAGACAGUUCAAAUUCUUUUCAAAGCCAGUCUCAAAGGAAGACCUCAAACAGACGUCAUUAGCUGGGGAGAAACCUGCUCUUGGGACUGUGAUCCAGCAGAAUCCCUUGGUUUUGGAGCCAGCGACGGUGGGUGAAGAAGCAGCCUCCAAGCCGGCCACCAGCAUAAAACCCACCUGUCCUGCCAGCACCUCGCCUUUAAGCUGGCUGGCCGACCUGACCAGCGGCAAUGUCAACAAGGAAAACAAGGAAAAACAACCAACAAUGCCAAUUUUAAAGAAUGAAAUCAAAUGCCUUCCAUCCCUUCCGCCUCUGAAUAAAUCCAGCACUGUCCUACAUACCUUUAACAACACAAUUUUGACACCUGUUAGCAACAAUAAUUCUGGAUUCCUCCGCAAUCUCUUGAAUUCCUCUACAGGAAAGACAGAGAAUGGACUCAAGAAUACACCAAAAAUCCUUGAUGACAUCUUUGCUUCUUUGGUGCAAAACAAGACUUCUUCAGAUUUACCUAAGAGGCCUCAAGGACUGACCAUCAAGCCUAGCAUUCUGGGCUUUGACACUCCUCACUACUGGCUGUGUGAUAAUCGCUUGCUGUGUUUACAAGAUCCCAAUAACAAGAGCAACUGGAAUGUAUUUAGAGAGUGCUGGAAACAAGGGCAGCCAGUGAUGGUGUCAGGAGUACAUCAUAAACUGAACACUGAACUUUGGAAACCUGAAUCCUUUCGGAAAGAGUUUGGUGAGCAGGAAGUGGACCUAGUUAAUUGUAGGACCAAUGAAAUCAUCACCGGAGCCACAGUGGGAGACUUCUGGGAUGGAUUUGAAGAUGUUCCCAAUCGUUUGAAAAAUGAUAAAGAACCAAUGGUGUUGAAACUUAAGGACUGGCCACCAGGAGAAGAUUUUAGAGAUAUGAUGCCUUCCAGAUUUGAUGAUCUGAUGGCUAACAUUCCACUGCCUGAGUACACAAGGAGAGAUGGCAAACUGAACUUGGCCUCUAGGCUGCCAAACUACUUUGUUCGGCCAGACCUGGGUCCCAAGAUGUACAAUGCUUAUGGAUUAAUCACUCCAGAAGAUCGGAAAUAUGGAACAACCAAUCUUCACUUGGAUGUAUCUGAUGCAGCUAAUGUCAUGGUUUAUGUGGGAAUUCCCAAAGGACAGUGUGAGCAGGAAGAAGAAGUCCUUAGAACCAUCCAAGACGGAGAUUCUGAUGAACUUACAAUAAAACGAUUUAUAGAAGGAAAAGAGAAGCCAGGAGCCCUCUGGCACAUAUAUGCUGCUAAGGACACGGAGAAGAUAAGGGAAUUUCUUAAAAAGGUAUCAGAAGAACAAGGUCAAGAAAACCCAGCAGACCAUGAUCCUAUUCAUGAUCAGAGCUGGUAUUUAGACCGGUCACUAAGAAAGCGUCUUCAUCAAGAAUAUGGAGUUCAAGGCUGGGCUAUUGUACAGUUUCUCGGGGAUGUGGUUUUUAUCCCAGCAGGAGCUCCACAUCAGGUUCAUAACUUAUAUAGCUGUAUCAAAGUGGCUGAAGACUUUGUGUCUCCAGAGCAUGUUAAACACUGCUUCUGGCUUACUCAGGAAUUCCGUUAUCUGUCACAGACUCACACCAACCAUGAAGACAAAUUGCAGGUGAAAAAUGUUAUCUACCAUGCAGUGAAAGAUGCAGUUGCUAUGCUGAAAGCCAGUGAAUCUGGUUUUAGCAAACCGUAACCCUCCCUGCACAUUGGAAAUGAAUCACUGGCAGCUGUUCAAACUCUUCAGGCAGGAUUCCUGUGGACGUUGAGAUUUCAUGUUACCUCAUCUUCUUUUUUAAACUGUGCCCGACUUGUGAGGGUCCUCUGUCUAAUGUAUAUUUCUAGUGUUUACAGACACUAAGUGUGUAUAUGUAGGAACUAUUUACAGACCAUGCAUCCUUAUACUGUGACUUCUCACCUAGUGCAGAUUUUACCACGUUGUAAAACAAAACCUCUUACCAGCUCUGAACAAAUACCUGCAGUUAUUCCCCAGCUGUUUGGACAGCUUAGUCAAAUGGGUUUCUAACUUAGGAAUUACUGCACAGUUACUUUGAGUUUUACUUUAUUUCAUGUCUGUCUGAGCACCCUGCCCCACCUGUUAGGGUCCAGAACAGCCAAGGAGGAAGUGACAGCUAAUGAUGCAGUUCUUAUUGUAUUGCAUAUAGGACUGGCAUUAUACAGAAGUCAACUACUGUACGAUUCUUGGGGUUAACCAUCUUUAGUUAAAUGGAAUUUUAAUUUAAAUGGAGCUUUGCUAAUUUUAAGUGUUAAGCAUUUUGCAUUAAAAUAUUCAUAUAAUA
Molecule: messenger RNA, 4691 nt
Organism: Dipodomys spectabilis (banner-tailed kangaroo rat)
Lineage: Eukaryota; Metazoa; Chordata; Mammalia; Rodentia; Heteromyidae
Gene: Kdm3a
Product: lysine demethylase 3A
Exons: 26
Coding region: 113-4087 (1324 amino acids)
Biological process (GO): regulation of transcription by RNA polymerase II
Cellular component (GO): chromatin; histone deacetylase complex
Molecular function (GO): chromatin DNA binding; histone H3K9 demethylase activity; transcription coregulator activity
Source: RefSeq, a predicted model, not a curated record